Messenger RNA from Rhea pennata, 1635 nucleotides. RefSeq names its product chromosome 5 C15orf62 homolog (gene C5H15orf62). Gene Ontology annotation, biological process: regulation of cell shape; positive regulation of pseudopodium assembly; positive regulation of actin filament polymerization. The record is from RefSeq and is a predicted model, not a curated record. NCBI's taxonomy places the organism in Eukaryota, Metazoa, Chordata, Aves, Rheiformes, Rheidae. The coding region runs from base 411 to 941 and encodes 176 amino acids. Gene Ontology annotation, molecular function: small GTPase binding. Gene Ontology annotation, cellular component: cytoplasm; membrane. The transcript has 2 exons.
UUACCAAUAGUGUAAAACCCAGUUUCUGACGUGGCUGACGCAGCAAGGGCUUGGCUCAAAACAAAUGCAUACACACAAGGAACUGCAGCCUGGGAAGCAGUGACAGGAGGCAAAUGAAGAGAAAGAGGCAUCAUGGAAUUUUUAGUAUUCUGGGUCCAACCCAGCUGAACUGUCCCUCAACUUGCUUCUCCCAACAUCUCUUUGUAUUGGUGAACGUGGUGGCCACAGCUCUCUCCAAGUACUUCAGCAGUUUCUCCUCUGUUGGACUCAGGUGCUGCUUCCACAUAGAGAAUAAGGAAGGAAGAGGUUGUUCCUGUUCGGUGUGACUUGUUGCUGAUCCUGCGACUGAAGUUCAGCAUCUGACUGCUGAGCAGUCAGCAGUUCCCUUCUUUUCAUUGCCUUUCUUCAGCAUGGAUACCUGGCGGAGAGGGUCCAUUAAAUCCACAACGUUCUUCAGGCGUUUCUCACUCAGGAGACACAAAAAACUGGGCAAUCAAGUCAUCAUCUUGAAUCAGAACAGCCACACACUUGACAGUGAUGGACAGUGCCAGAAGAGGGAAUGCUUAAGGGAUCUGAAGGACAAGUCUGAUUACCUGUCAUGUCAGAGUGAGCAAAACCUAGCCAAGGCACAAGCACCUCCCAAGCCUCCCCGGCUGUACCUGGACAGUUCUAGCUGCCCUAACAUCAUUGAUCACACAGAUUCUCACUCUGACGUCUCCUUUUCUGGUGCUACUCAUCAAUAUCAUAAAGCCACUCAAACUCACUUCCACAAGGACCAGGCUACAGACUACAGGACCUCAGAAACAGGUUCCCAGAAUGGCACACCUCUUUCUGAUCUGUCUGAUCCCUUCCUGUCCUUCAAAGUGGAUUUGGGGCUAUCACUUCUUGAGGAUGUUCUGCAGACCCUCAGAAAACAGAAUCCAAGAGAUUAUGCCAUUUGAAGGUAUUUACCAUUUAAUGUAUCACAUUUACCUACUGACAUUGUCAGUUUCUCUAGUCCUGACACGAGGAAGGAUACUGCAGUAUCCCUGUUCUGAGUGGCCUGUUUUGUUGCUCUUGCCCAACCCAUCACAGACUGUUCUUGUCCUUGCUAAGGAGUUCUUUGGAACAGAGCUGUCAGGCUGCAUGCCUAGAUGAGAGCACUGUCUGCUGGAACCUCACAAGCGAGUUUCCAUUCUCCGCAAUAGUGCACAGUCAAGACUGGGGAAUUCCUUUCUCCUCACAGAAGAAUGGCUUUGUUUGGCAAAGGACUUAUUUUGGGAAUGUGGCGGUGACUGUAUGGAGCAUGGACAGAAAUGGAUAUGGUGUACAUUAUUUCUGGAUAACCAGGCAGCCUGGAAGGAGACAGCAGUACUGCUAUCUCAAAGCCACAGCUAUAGCAAGGGUCAAGAGACAGAAAUUGGUGUUUUUUUCCUCUCAUCACAUUUGGAUGCAAAGGUCAAAGAUACUCCUCCCUUUUUCCCUUGUGGCUUUCUCUUCCCCUAAUUCAAGUGCAGUAGGCACUCCCAGCCUGGAAACAGGUAAGCAGGUUAAGCCAUAAAAGCUCAAAAAACAGCAACAGCACUUUAUCUAUCUACAAUCCAGAGAAGAAAUUUCUCUAGAUACUGCUGCUUGAAGCAUGCGCUGAUCUAUCAG